This is a messenger RNA of Stylophora pistillata, 1520 nucleotides long. RefSeq names its product WD repeat domain-containing protein 83. Lineage: Eukaryota; Metazoa; Cnidaria; Anthozoa; Scleractinia; Pocilloporidae. Gene Ontology annotation, biological process: mRNA splicing, via spliceosome. The record is from RefSeq and is a predicted model, not a curated record. Gene Ontology annotation, molecular function: protein binding. Gene Ontology annotation, cellular component: catalytic step 2 spliceosome.
GCAACAUGGUGGAUGAGUUGGCGCUGCAGAUCAGAAUCAUCAAAUUGGCUACAAAUAUGACCCAUGAGAUCAGUGGGUGGUAACGAGAUGGAAAUACCUCUUCCAUGCAAGGAAACAAGAAACUUAGCGGGCCAUCUAGGAGCCGCACGAGCCGUCAGAUUUAAUUACGACGGCAACUACUGCCUGACAUGUGGCAGCGAUAAACUUUUGAAACUGUGGAACCCUCACAAAGGUUCUCUCCUAAAAACGUACAGUGGACAUGGAUAUGAAGUACUUGAUGCUGUGGGAUCCAGUGAUAAUAGUCGGGUGGCUAGUUGUGGAGCUGAUAAAUCUGUUAUACUUUGGGAUGUGGCAACUGGACAAAUUAUACGCCGCUUUAGAGGACACACUAGUAAAGUGAACUGUGUGAAGUUUAACCAACCAGACAGCACAGUAUUGAUAUCUGGUUCAUAUGAUGCCAGUGUACGGUGCUGGGAUUGUAAAUCACGUAGUCCUGAGCCAAUACAGAUUCUUGAUGAUGCCAAAGACAGUGUACCUUCCUUGUCUGUGUCUCAACGUGAAAUUCUGUCUGGAUCCGUUGAUGGCAAAGUCCGUAACUAUGAUAUCCGCAUGGGUCAGUUGCGAGUAGAUUGUAUUGGCCAGCCGGUGACCAGUGUGAGUUUUACUAAGGAUGGUCAGUGUGUGCUGGCUUCAACAUUAGAUGACACCAUUCGCCUAAUGGAUAAGGACACUGGGGAGUUACUGAAUGAGUUCACAGGUCAUAUAAACAAAGACUAUAAAGUGGACAGCUGCCUAAGUAGCAGUGAUGCACAAGUUGUCAGCGGCUCAGAGGAUGGCAGAAUUUAUUUUUGGGAUCUAGUUGAAGCUAAGAUAGUACACACCCUGGAUAAAGCUCAUGAGUCUGUUGUUUACUCUCUAUCUUAUCACCCUACAGAAAAUUACCUUCUGUCAGCAUCUUCAGAUGGAAAAGUAAAAGUUUGGCAUGAUUCAAAUUGGACACCAGAGUAACUACUGUAUUUAUUCACUUUUAAGGUGCUCCAUUUUUUACAAGAAAAUAAUGCUUGUUUGAUCAAAAUCUGCUCAAAACUUGGGGUGCGUCUUAUAACCGAGUAUUUUUGCACAACAAAAUAUAACUUUUCCAAAUUUCCUUGGCUGGUAGUAACCCAUCGAGGCACAUUUGGCAGUCAUCUUUAACUCGCCGGAGAACAAGACAUGCUGUUGGUUUCUCCAUUUACGGACCAUCGAUUCCGAUAAACUGUAUUCAUGAGCAAUUUCACAAUUGUUGCUCACGCCUUCCGCUUCUGCUACGAUGUUCAACUGAAAGUUUAGAUCAUAGGAAUGAGGAGGAGUGCUUGGCAUAUUUAAUUAAAAUUUACGGUAUGCUGAACGAAUGCUCGAAGAUUAAGAUGUCUGCAACUGAUGAAUGAAAGAUCUGUCAGAGGAGUAUUGUAUUUUUUUAUAUAGACACUGAUGAAAUACCAGGAUUUCUCCUUUUACUAAAGAAUAAUAUCUUCACCGUG